CAAAUUUAAAAGUUGGCACAUUUUUCCCAAAUUAAAAAUCAAAGUAAGAAAAAAAGAAGACUUGUCCAAAAAAAAAAAAGACUAAAAAAAGUUCACUAGAGUCCAUUUUCUUCUUCUUCCUCACACCAAAAAGCUUCCAUUGAUUUCGCAUCAGAUCUUGCUCUCUCUUCUAUCUCUGCGAUUCUUCUGGAUCUUCUCAAAUCCAUGAAGGAAUCAGAUCUAACCACCGAACCAAUCGCACAAAAUCUAAUCAAGCUAAUAAGCAAUGUCUGUUUCUCAGUCUUCGUUUUCACAGUUCUCAUCUUCACAGUAAUCGCAGUAACUUACCAACCACCAGAUCCAUGGCUUGAAUCUGCUCCAGCACUCACCAAACUCCUAACCGAAACCGAAAACGCAACUUUCAAAAUCGACGGUUCGAUUCUCAAAACCGGCGAAGAUCUCGCUUCAUCUCCGUCAUCAUCACCUCCGUCGAACUCCACAGAGCAAGUCACGGAGGCGACGAUUGAGAAAUCCGAGGCGAAAAUCGGUAAUAUGACUGUGAAGAACUCUAUAGAUUGUGAUGAGGAUUUGAAGAUUGUGAAUUGUUCUGAUCCGAGAGUUUUAGUUGCUGUUGAGAGGUUUAAUUUGAAGGUUUUUAAAUCUAUUGUGUUCUUAGAGUACGAAACUCCGGUUAACGGAUCGAAACUAGACGAAUGCGAUGUUUCUUGGAGGUUUAGGAAUAAGAAGGAGAAGUCAUGGAGGAGAUACAGAGAUUUCAGGAGGUUUAGGUUUGGAUUUGGUGAGAAUUGUACUUAUAAAGUGUUUCAUACUAGUGGUUGGCAUUCUGGUGUUAAUGCUCGUAGGCCUAGGAUUAGUAGACCGAGCUCGAGUCGAGGAGCUCGCGGUGGUGAUUCGGAGAUUAAUGAUACGAUUCCGACUCUUGGUUCGCAGACGAGUUUCCGGAGAGGGAAGUAUUUGUAUUAUUCGCGGGGUGGUGAUUAUUGUAAGGGUAUGAAUCAGUAUAUGUGGAGUUUCUUGUGUGGUUUAGGUGAAGCAAUGUAUUUGAAUAGGACUUUUGUGAUGGAUUUGAGUUUGUGUUUGUCUUCGAGUUAUAGUUCUAAGGGGAAAGAUGAGGAAGGUAAGGAUUUUCGGUAUUAUUUUGAUUUCGAGCAUCUUAAGGAGACGGCUUCGAUUGUUGAAGAGGGUGAGUUCUUGAGAGAUUGGAAGAAAUGGAAUCGGUUGCAUAAACGGAAAGUUCCUGUUAGGAAGGUUAAGACGCAUAGAGUGUCGCCUUUGCAGCUUAGUAAAGAUAAGAGUACGAUUAUAUGGAGGCAGUUUGAUACUCCUGAGCCUGAAAACUAUUGGUAUAGAGUUUGUGAAGGGCAAGCAUCGAAGUAUGUUGAGAGGCCGUGGCAUGCGUUGUGGAAGUCGAAGAGGUUGAUGAAUAUUGUCUCUGAGAUUAGUGGGAAAAUGGACUGGGAUUUUGAUGCUGUUCAUGUGGUUAGAGGCGAGAAAGCGAAGAACAAGAAGCUAUGGCCACAUUUGGAUGCAGACACAUGGCCUGAUGCGAUAUUGACCAAACUUAAAGGAUUGGUUCAGGUGUGGAGGAAUUUGUACGUUGCAACUAAUGAACCGUUUUAUAAUUACUUUGACAAGUUGAGGUCUCAGUACAAGGUUCACUUGCUUGAUGACUAUAGCUACUUGUGGGGAAAUAAGAGUGAAUGGUACAAUGAGACUAGUCUCUUGAACAAUGGGAAACCAGUUGAGUUUGAUGGGUACAUGAGAGUAGCUGUUGAUACAGAGGUGUUUUAUAGAGGAAAGACUCGCGUCGAGACGUUCUAUAACCUUACCACGGACUGCAAAGACGGGAUCAAUACAUGCUAAAUUGAUCAUUCAGGUUGUGAUAUGUUUUCAUUGUUUUAUUUGUUUGUGUAUCAAAUUCAGUUAUGCUUGUGUUGUUUACCUUGUGUUCUACUAGCUAUUGAAGAGUGUACGUAACGUUUACAUUUUUUGAUUCAUAUCCUUAAUUCUGUAAGAAGGCAACACCAAAGUGACAUAGCUGAUACAUAUCGAUUCAGGAAUAUAUUGUUUAUGAUUAUGCUUUUAACUAGAACUCUUUUAUCGAUCAAAACAAUCUUGUAUUGUUCAUCUGUGUAUCAUGAACGGG
Arabidopsis thaliana (thale cress) is the source of this 2146-nucleotide messenger RNA. It is a transcript of the gene SUB1, whose product is annotated as calcium ion binding protein. The transcript has a single exon. The record is from RefSeq and is marked reviewed. The coding region runs from base 205 to 1863 and encodes 552 amino acids. Lineage: Eukaryota; Viridiplantae; Streptophyta; Magnoliopsida; Brassicales; Brassicaceae.